AUGGAGGAGGAGGAGGCUGCAAGGAUGAGGAAGAUGCCUGGGGACACCCAGGCAGACAAGGAGCUGAGGAUGGAGACCAGAGAGGACAAAUGCCCACAGCAGAACCUUGUGGCAGAGGUUGUUUUUAGAUGCUCCACAGUGCAGGAACCCAAUGGGGAGGAAAAGCCCCAGAGAUCCCACAGGAGGAGGGGUUGCAAACCCAGGCCAGGGUGCUCUGAGGAGGACAGACCCACCCUGUGCCAGGAAGGUGGACAGACUUUCAGCCAGAGCUCAGAGCUGGUGGUUCAUGAGCAGCUUCAUGAUGGGGAGAAGCCCUACAGAUACUUGGAGUGUGGGAAGAGUUUCAGGCACAGCUCUGACCUGAUCUGCCACCAGAUGAUCCACACUGGGGAAUGGGCCUACAAGUGUGGGGAAUGUGGGAAGGGCUUCAGCUGCAGCUCAAAACUCAUCGAGCACCAAUGCAUCCACACUGGGGAGAAGCCCUGCAAGUGUCCCCAGUGUCAGAAGAGGUUUCACACCAGCUCUGAUCUCCUCAAGCACCAGCAGAUUGACACAGAGAAGAGGCCCUUCUGCUGCCCCCACUGCAGGAAGGGCUUCAAGGAAAACUCCACCUUUGUCAAGCACAGGUGCAUCCACACCGGGGAGAGGCCCUAUGAGUGUAGGAAAUGUGGGAAGAGCUUCAGCUGCAGCUCUGACUUGAUCUGCCACCAGAUGAUCCACACUGGGGAAAGGCCAUACAAAUGUGGGGAAUGUGGGAUGACCUUCAGCCAGAGGUCCCAGCUGAUCAUGCACCAAAUGAUCCACACUGGGGAGAGGCCUUACGAGUGUCCCAAGUGCCAGAAGAGGUUUCACACCAGCUCCCAUCUCCUCUAG
Molecule: messenger RNA, 873 nt
Organism: Haemorhous mexicanus (house finch)
Lineage: Eukaryota; Metazoa; Chordata; Aves; Passeriformes; Fringillidae
Product: zinc finger protein 239-like
Exons: 2
Coding region: 1-873 (290 amino acids)
Biological process (GO): regulation of DNA-templated transcription
Molecular function (GO): DNA-binding transcription factor activity, RNA polymerase II-specific; RNA polymerase II cis-regulatory region sequence-specific DNA binding
Source: RefSeq, a predicted model, not a curated record